Messenger RNA from Amblyraja radiata (thorny skate), 4498 nucleotides. It is a transcript of the gene sgsm3, whose product is annotated as small G protein signaling modulator 3. NCBI's taxonomy places the organism in Eukaryota, Metazoa, Chordata, Chondrichthyes, Rajiformes, Rajidae. The transcript is spliced from 24 exons. Gene Ontology annotation, molecular function: GTPase activator activity; small GTPase binding. Bases 232 to 2478 code for a protein of 748 amino acids. Gene Ontology annotation, biological process: regulation of GTPase activity. The record is from RefSeq and is a predicted model, not a curated record.
CCGACUCCUUAUCAUGCCCGCGUCUCUUUCCACAGCAAAUGUCUGUGACUCCAACUCAUGAGGGGAGGCUCCACCCAGGACCAGAGACUCUAGUUGUGUGAUGGUGAUCUACAAGAAUAACCCCAGCAACAGCCCAUGGUCUGUCAUCCAUUCUUUCAGUGCAUUGAACAGCUGAGUCAAGGACUACACACCAGGGACUUCUAAAUUGGGGACAAUCCUGCAGUUGCCAAAAUGACUUCAGGCAGUGCUGUCCCUCCUGGCAGUGGCCCCUUCACAGCAUUGACUCCUAGCAUGUGGCCGCAGGAUAUAGUGACCAAGGAGGAGUCUGUACCACACCCAGAGUUCCAGUACGACCAGUUUGGAUUUCGCAUCGACAAGGAAGAUGGAGGUGAAACAAAUCACAGGAGGGUCCUCGGGAUCACGGAAGACCCGCAGCAGAGACUGAGAUGGCAGGCGCACCUCGAGUUCACGCACAAUCACGACGUUGGCGAUUUGACCUGGGAUAAAAUCGACGUGGUGUUGCCACGCUCCCAGAAACUGCGAUCUUUGGUGCUCGCCGGAAUCCCACACACCUUGCGGCCGCAGAUGUGGAUGCGGUUGUCAGGAGCUCUACAGAAGAAACGAAAUACUGAAACCUCAUACCGUGACAUCGUCAAAAACAGCUCCAACGAUGGAGGCCUUGCAGCGAAACAGAUCGAGAAAGACCUGCUCCGCACCAUGCCAAGUAACACCUGCUUCUCCAAUAUGGACAGCAUCGGCGUGCCAAGAUUACGGAGAAUCCUGCGUGGGCUGGCGUGGCUCUACCCAGAGAUUGGAUACUGCCAGGGAACUGGAAUGGUGGCAGCUUGUUUGCUGCUGUUUCUCGAGGAGGAGGAUGCUUUCUGGAUGAUGUGUGCCAUCAUUGAGGACCUGGUUCCUGCUUCGUACUUCAGCACCACACUACUGGGCGUGCAGACUGACCAGCGCGUUCUCCGCCAUCUGAUCGUACAGUACCUCCCCCGACUCGACAAACUCCUCCAGGAACACGACAUCGAACUGUCCUUGAUCACCCUGCACUGGUUCCUGACAGCGUUUGCCAGCGUGAUACAUAUCAACAUCCUCCUCCGAGUAUGGGACUUGUUCUUCUGCGAGGGCUCUGUGCUGCUCUUCCAGAUCACCCUGGGAAUGCUGAAGCUGAAGGAAGAGGAGCUCAUCCAGUCGGAAAACUCAGCGUCGAUCUUCAACACGUUGUCAGACAUCCCAUCACAGAUUGAAGAUGCCGACUCGCUUAUCAAGGAGUCGAUGACGAUAGCUGGCUCGUUGGCCGACACGAUGAUUGAAGCGCAGAGGAGCAAGCAUCUAGCUUACUUGAUAGCGGAACAAGGCCAGCUAAACUCCCAGUCUCCACUGCCCAGCUUCUCAAAGAUUGUUCGACGACAGUCCCAUCGCAGGAAGUCUGGCCUGGGAGCCCUGCUUUUCGGGGACAAUGACGAUGCCGAGGCCCUGAAGGCGAAGAACAUCAAGCAGACGGAGCUGGUGGCCGAGCUGCGAGAAGCCAUCCUGCAGGUUGCCCGUCACUUCCAGUGCCUCGACCCCAGAAACUGUAGCAUCGAACUGACGCCAGAUUACUCCAUGGAGAGCCAUCAGAAGGAUCAUGAGAACUAUGUCGCCGUGUCGCGGAACGGAAGACGCCGGGCCAAAGCGCUCCUGGACUUCGAGCGCCACGAUGACGAUGAGCUGGGGUUCCGAAAGAACGACAUCAUCACGAUCAUCUCUCAGAAGGAUGAGCAUUGCUGGGUGGGGGAGCUGAAUGGUCUACGAGGCUGGUUUCCUGCAAAGUUUGUGGAGAUCCUGGAUGAACGGAGUAAAGAGUACUCCAUGGCUGGAGAUGAUUCGGUAUCGGAAGCCAUAACAGACUUGGUGCGGGGCUCGCUCUGUCCGGCACUCAAGGCGAUAUUCGAGCAGGGUCUGAAGAAACCAUCCAUCCUCGGUGGGCCCUGUCAUCCCUGGCUGUUCAUCGAAGAGGCUGCCGGGAAGGAGGUGGAGAGAGACUUUGACUCGGUGUAUUCCCGGCUGGUGCUGUGUAAGACUUACAGGUUGGAUGAAGAUGGGAAGGUGCUGACCCCUGAGGAACUUCUGUACAGAGCUGUCCAGUCGGUGAACAUGAGUCACGACUCUGCACACGCCCAGAUGGAUGUGAAGUUCCGAUCGCUGAUCUGUGUGGGACUGAAUGAGCAGGUGCUGCCCCUCUGGCUGGAGGUCCUCUGUUCCAGCAUGCAGACCGUCGAAAAGUGGUACCAGACCUGGUCUUUCCUACGCAGUCCAGGCUGGGUCCAGAUCAAGUGUGAACUGAGGGUGCUGUCCAGGUUCGCAUUCAGUCUCUCACAGGACUGGGAGCUGCCCGUCAAGAAGGAGGAGAAGGAGAAGAAGCCGCUGAAAGAUGGCGUCCAGGACAUGUUGGUGAAGCACCAUCUCUUCAGCUGGGACAUCGAUGGUUAACCUGACCACGCGCCUCCCAAUACAUCACUCCCACACCAAGCCUACACUAGGGAAGGCCACUGCCAGUGUGUGUGUGUACAGGGCAAACCCCCAGCCUCGUACACACACACGCACACGCACACAUCUCAAGGGGAAGCAGACAGUGGCCUGAGCAAAGAACAUCGCAUCAUUGUGAUCCUUACAACACUAACUCUUGGGAACUAAUGUUCUAUUCUUCACCUUGCUGUCUGCAAAAUAAGUUUGGUUGCACGCCAUCCUUACCUGAUUCUCAUUGGUGGCAAAUGGUUACUGAGUCGAUAGACCUGCACUGUAAUCCUUCCCCGUUGCCACUGGCAACGUCCGAUCCGAGCCCGGAUCCCUGCUAACGUCAAGAGAGUGACUCAAACUGCGGAUGCUGGUUUACGUCGAAGAUACACGCAAAACGCUGGAGUAACGCAGCGGGUCGGGUGACCUAUCGGGUAUAAAGAUGGGUCCUGACCCGAAAUGUCACCAUUCCAUGUUCUCCAGAGAUGCUGCCUGACCCACUGAGUUACCCCAGCACUCUGUGUCUUUUAUCACUCCCGUACUCUGUUUAGUUCCAACUAAUAGUAGCCUCCCAGAGCAACCAAGAUGCAAUCAGCGGUGUAAGCAUGUUGGGCACAAGGGUACUUUUAACAAUGGGGCCGAAGAGAGACACAGUUUUAAGCCGAAAUAUGGCACAAAAGUGCUGGAGUAUCUCAGCGGGUCAGGCAGCAUCUGUGGAGAACAUGGAUAGGUGACGUUUCACAGAGUGCUGGAGUAUCUCAGUGGGCCAGGCAGCAUCUGUGGAGAACAUGGAUAGGUGACGUUUCACAGAGUGCUGGAGUAUCUCAGUGGGCCAGGCAGCAUCUGUGGAAAACAUGGAUAGGUGACGUUUCACAGAGUGCUGGAGUAUCUCAGUGGAUCAGGCAGCAUCUGUGGAGAACGUGGAUCUACAAUCCAUGGUGUCCAUGUCUGUGUUUAAGCCUGGUUGAGUCCCCACUUAAACAGUUGCUGGCAGUCACUUUGAGGAUGGCACAGUCCUGUGCUCCACUAUAGAGGCCCAGCGCAAAGUGGAGGAACAACACCUCGUAUUUCACUUGGGCACCUAACACCCCAGCGGUAUGAACAUUGACUUCUCUAACUUCAAAUAGCCCUUGCUUUCCCUCUGUCACCAUCCCCCAUCCAAGUUUUCUGACCAAUCUGACUGACCUCCUGAUUAAAUGUUAUCUCUGUAUUCCUCGUUGUCAACUUCCAGCUAACAAUGAUCUAUUCUACAUUGUCCUUGAACUUCCAUCUCUUAUCAUGUCUCGUUUUCACACCUUACACUUCCUUAACUCCGCUUCUCCCUCUCCCUUAACUCUCAGUCUGAAGAAGGGUCUCGACCCGAAACGUCACCCAUUCCUUCUCUCCAGAGAUGCUGCCUGUCCCGCUGAGUUACAUAGAAACAUAGAAAAUAGGUACAGGAGGAGGCCAUUCGGCCCUUUGAACUAGCACCGCCAUUCAUUGUGAUCAUGGCUGAUCGUCCCCAAUCAAUAAUUCGUGCCUGCCUUCUCCCCAUAUCCCUUGACUCCACUAGCCCCUAGAGCUCUAUCUAACUCUCUCUUAAAUCCAUUCAGUGAUUUGGCCUCCACUGCCCUCUGUGGCAGGGAAUUCCACAAAUUCACAACUCUCUGGGUGAAAACGUUUCUUCUCAUCUCAGUCUUAAAUGGCCUCCCCUUUAUUCAGAGACUACAGCAUUUUGUGUCUAUCUUCGUAGACAAAAUAUGAUCCCUCUUUCAGGCAUUCCCUAAGGGAAGGGAGUUUAAUCCUGAGUUUAGUGCGAGGAUUUGAUUGCAGUGCAGGGUUGUGGGAUAACGGAUUUUAGAGAUUAGUCCACAGUUUGAAUCUGAUGAUCGCAAGUUUUAAUUUAUUCCUCGUCUUCCCUGAUUUUUAUUUGUUCAUGGCGCAGUCUGUAUGUAAAAACUUUAUAUCAUGUGAGCUAUUUGUAUAUAAGUAAUAAAGGAAUACUGGGUUACUGGCA